This is a messenger RNA of Hippocampus zosterae (dwarf seahorse), 4958 nucleotides long. RefSeq names its product family with sequence similarity 110 member D (gene fam110d). The coding region runs from base 726 to 2117 and encodes 463 amino acids. The transcript has 2 exons. Lineage: Eukaryota; Metazoa; Chordata; Actinopteri; Syngnathiformes; Syngnathidae. The record is from RefSeq and is a predicted model, not a curated record.
CUCAUCCCUUCCCAUUACGAAAUUAACAGUCGGUCGACACAUUUGCGUGUCAUGUUUGUCUUCCACUUCACGUCACCCGCUACACCCCCCCCCCCCCCCCACAGCUCUCCACCCAGAUAAACGUGGGAGUCAGUUUACACACACUCACGCACACACUUGCCCAACCCUCUCAGCUUCUCUUUCUCUUUCUCUCUCUCUCUCUGCGCGUGAGAGUUGGCAGCGGCCACGCUCGGCUCAUUGCACGAGACGUCCAGGCAGGAGAAGCGCCCGCCUGUCACGGCCAGAGAACCAACGCGUCUUCUGCAUCGGAUCCAAACGCCAAGAGAGGAUUACAACAAGGCCAAAUAGAACAAGGAGAGGUCAGUGCGACGAAGCUCCUCUUUCUUCCUUUGAAUGCGAAUUUGGGACUUUGGAAGCGUGGCUGGCUUUCCACUCGCGCGCACACUCGGCGGUCGCUGUGAGUGGCCCGUAUUUAUUCUUGGGGUGCAACGCAGGUGAGGGCAUCGGCAAAGACGUCGGCCCAUCUGCCAGUCGGCGUCUCAAGUGCCGGAUUGGAGCAAGUCGGCGGGAGGAUCGGCGAAGGGAGGACAAGAAGACGGCAUUUCAAAGAGGAAUCCGCUUGCUAUUUCGGCUGCGCUGCGGCCGGGGGAGCCACUCGCUCGGGAGGGCUUUCUGACACAAAGAGGGCCGCCCACCCAGUCGAAAAAGACGUGCGUGAAUCCCGGAUGUCAAUUCGCCUCAGCGCUUUUGAAAAAAGAGACGGCAAACGUAAACAGUGCGGUUUCUUCAAACGCUACCCUCCAAUUUCCAGGAAUGAAACUAGCGCGUCUUUCCAAUCCCAUCGAAUCAACAUGAAGCCGUUGACCCCCAUCGGAUCACCGUCCCCCCUUCGGCUCCUCAACAAGGGUCCGGACUACCUGCGGCGGCAGAUGGACUCCGGGGGCCACGGUCGAGCGAUUAGCGCCGUCGAGAGGCUGGAGGCGGACAAGGCCAAGUACGUCAAGAGCCAGCAGGUCAUCAACACCAAACAGGAACCCGUGUCGGUACCGUGCGGCACUCCGCCGCCGCCGCCCCGAAGGCCUUUCGCCAGUCCCCAAGUCCCCCGGCGGGGUUUCUCCAGCACCCCCUUCUCCACUCUCUCUCGAUCUUUUUCCUCCGGGGACGAAAAUGAAAACGACGACUCCAGAAAGGAGAAUCGGCAGUCUGCCGUCGACCUCGAGACUCAUAACAACGCGCUCAACCGCCAGCCGGCCGGUCCCACGACGCCGGCGUUUAGCACUCCGGUGACGCCGCGCAGCGCCCCCGUCCUCCGCAGGAGCACCGGCAAGCGCAUGCUGAGACCCGACUCGCUCGUCAUCUACCGGCAGAAGAAAGAGUGCAAGAGUCCCGACGGAGAGAAUGCCAGCGCCGAGCUGAAAGGUUACGGCUUCGUCCGCCGCCUCUUCCAGGGCUCCAUGAGGGAGAAGGGGGGCGCCGGAGUCCACAAGAUGGUCAUUGGUGAGGAGAAAAUGCCCUCGCGGGAUGGAGACUCCCGCAUGUCAUGGACUAACGAUAACGAAGGCGGGCCGGGAAGCAGGAGGUCCAGCGAAACCGAGCAGGAACACAGCCCGGGGUGCGGCACCGGCCCGGGCCGGACGCCUCCACUGGACCGGACCAGGGACGGACGGAAAGGCACCGCCGACGAAGGAAUGGACGAUGACGGUCCCUGGAGACGGGCAUCUCCGCAACCUUCGUCCCGCGGGGGUCAGCGCGGGGGGCUGCGCCGUUCUAAAUCGGACCUGCAUCUGGACCGCUCCGGAGCCAAGUCCGAGCAGGAGCGGUUCUUUGACUUUUGCGGCCUGGACGCGGACCUGAUCGAGCGCCUCGGCCGGGAGAACUUCCCGUGUGGCGCCAGCUCCGUCGACACCCUUUCGCUGGCUCUGCGCAGCGUCGCCGGGGACGGCGGCACGGAGCCCAGCGAGUUCUCCCGCCACUCCGGAGACGGCUUGUUCCGGGAGGAGCCGGCCGAGAAGCCCCCCGCCGGCGUCUCCAUCAUAGAGAGGAACGCUCGGGUCAUCAAGUGGCUCUACGGCUGCAGAAACGCUGCCCGUGAAGGACCCAGAGAGUCGACCGUUUGAUCCGGAAGACCGUCUCCGUUCGAGGACGAUAUGCGGUCGCUUUCGUGGGCAACUUGGUGCUUGCUCCUUGACAAACGUCCUCCCGUCAAAACUAUUGAUUAACCCGAAGCUCCUCUUCAAAUGGAUUGAUUCCAGAUGUACAAUCCGGAACAGAACCGGUUUCUGAACUGGCACAUAUCUGCAAUUGUCUGCUGGCGUUGACACCGGAGACUAAAUGCUGCGUGAAGUGAGCCACGAGUACCUCAGUCGGAAACGUCUCGCUUUUCAAUGUCAGCGUCUGGCUUUCUUUAUUUUUUUUUUAACGCAGGCGUUGAAUCAAACACGCAAGACUCCCCUGUGGGGUUGUUAAUGUACUGAUAAGAAUAGGGAGGUGGGGGUGGGGGGGGUGAUUGCUUGACUUUAUUUUUAUAUACACUGUCCUGAUCAUGUCUUGUGACGCCAUCGAUUAUCACUCAGGGAACCUCUGGAAAAAUCUGAUGUGUCGCAGACGGUUUCUUCCAAGUUGUCGUCACCACUCAAAAGCCCCCUUUCAUAUCGCCGAGGUGUAACGGUAGAAGGGGGGGACGCCGGUCUCCCGUCGUGUCCGAACUGCGGCCGCACCCAUCCUCAUAAUUAAACGCCAGGUCAACGCCGGCAUUCUGGAUGACUUGUCAGAAUCGGAAACAGUAGGCUGAGUGGGCGGAGCCUUCCGCUACUCAUCCUAAGCAGGCGCAAUGGCUGCUUGACUUGACCCCCAAACCCCCCCGGCCUCAUCCGGCGUGCGCGUGGCUUUCGUGACCGUGGGUCUGUGCGAAAGGGGCUUCGUACAAAAAGACGGUCAAGAUGUCGGCUGCAUGUGGCGCUCCGGCCUGGGAGACCAAGCGCAGAUUCUACCUCACUUCAUUCAUCAGCGGCUCAUUUCUGCCCAGCGGUCACUUCUGCGGUACUGCCCACUCGAACGCAGACUGUGGGGUCUUCCGAGGUUCGGCCGAGGGUCUCGCGUGUGACGAUUGUGGUCCAUUACUGUAAUGACUCCCAAACCCUGAUAGCUUUGCCCUUAUUUAUCACCUCCCUGGCACGCUCCUUCAAUGGGACCUACUUUUGCAUUUGGUGGCAUGCUGACAACAUUUAUUGUGACGGAUGUCCAUGAAAGACUUGUUGCUUUGACUCUCAAGAGAUCAAUAAAUGCAAAUACUGACUGAUUUUGACUGUUUCUUUCGAUUUUGGUCCUGCAACAGAGAAGGUGCCCGGUACCGAGCCUUAGGGAACACCUUUGAUCAUCAAGGGACAAGAAAAGAUUCGCGACCACCUCAAUGCAUCUCUCAAAGCGCUCAGAUCAAAGCGCAUCCUUUAGUUUCUGAAAACAAACGAUGGCGACGGGUGUUCCCCUUUUUAGUCACAUAUUAAGUACGUACCUGGGAACUGUUUUAAAAGGUCAAGAAGGCAUCGUUUGUUUAUUUUAAAGGCUUUUAAGGAUCCGGGCAUCUGGAUCUGUACUCUGCCCACGCAGUUGUUUGUUUUAGGGACAGAAAACAUCAACCUCCUUCCAUCUUUUCCUGACAAUUCGCCUUCUGUGUCUGCCUGACAUGAGCGCAGGGCCUGCUGUGUGACAUCCUGUUUUGGGUUCACGGGACAAGGUUGAAACAUAUGCUCAUGUUUUGGUUGUGGCUUUCUUUCCGCUGCGUCUUUUCUUCGUCUCGCGUCUGCCGCCUUGAAAUAAACAAGACACCAGCUGGCCGAGGACAAUUGCCGUUGUAUAAUUGUAGGGAUGGGCUGGAUCGGGGCAGUGCUGAGCAAGCACAAUCACAGAGAGGGAGCAGGAACACCCUGGAAAGUGUGCAACAAAACAUUGCGGGCUGCUGAUGUGGGUUUUCAUUCACAUAAAAGCUCCACGGGGGCUCCGAAGCGCGACUACCUGAGCCAAUUAAGACGACUAAUGAGAAAAAGCUUCUGCAAUCCAUUUGUCACUUUCCGCUUGUUUUGGAGGUGCAACAUCCAACAGCUCACUUGACAUGUGUCCAAGUGCUCGCAAAUGGUCCCCACGAUUGCCGUCAGCGGGUUUUUGUCUUCCCCCUCCCUUCUCCGAGGAGUCGUCGUAAAGUCUGUGAGGGGAAGGGAAGUGCACCAAACCUGGCCUGGUUCUUCCGCACCGGUAGCUUCAGCAGAAUGAGGUUGUCUAUGUCGGCUUCAGGGGACAAACGCGCGAGACUCUUAAGGAUUGUCCGGUGGUAGAGAUCGAGAUCCUACUGGGGAAGAUCUUCGGUGACCGAAAAAAGAAUUCCUUUGAUCCUUGCGGAAUAAGCGUUAGAGGUACGGACUUGAUGAAAUUGCGGAUUAAAACUAGCAGUGUAGACUAACAAAAAUUUCAAGUGCUGUUCGGGCUACGAAAACAGGCCUUGGCCAGCGGGGUUGAGAUGAAGCAGACCAAACAACUUGACAAGUGAGUCCAAGGUACAACGAGAACACAAACAUAAGCAGUUGGGUCACACUCCCCCUAAGAGAUGAAUCACUCUCACCUGCAGGAUGCAAUGCGAUUUCAUCUCAACUCAACUCGAGUGUAUUUCUCGAGGUCAGGUGGGGCCAGGCCACUGUAAGAUUGGAAAACCAACUAGAGGGUCUUCUUCAAAACAACUCGAAAAUGCAGCCAGUGAAGGGCAUGCCUGAGGAGGAGUGACGCGCUACCUCUUACGAGUCCCCGGUCAAGAGGCGAGCGGCAGCAUUCAGGAUCCGCUGGAGACCCUUCAUGGAGGAUUGGCUGACUCCAAAGUCCAGUGCGUUACAGUCAUCCAGCCCAGAUGUGACCAAGGCUUGAAUGACUGCAUCCCAAAGUGCUCGCCGGAGCAAGGAGAGGGUCCAAUUAAA